This is a messenger RNA of Triticum turgidum subsp. durum (durum wheat), 3327 nucleotides long. Lineage: Eukaryota; Viridiplantae; Streptophyta; Magnoliopsida; Poales; Poaceae. The record is from the annotation of a GenBank genome assembly.
AUGUCCACCACGUUACAUACCAACAACAUGGUUUCUCCUCUGUUUUUAGCCACACUCCUCCUCGUGUCAUCAGCUUUCUACCCCUUGUCAUGUGCAGCAGCGCCGGCUGAUGGCACCACGGACACGAGCAGAGAUGCUCUGCUCUGCCUCAAGUCCCGCCUCCACGGUGCCACCACAGCCAUGGCCACAUGGAACCACACCACCGCACCAGAUUUCUGCACCUGGCAUGGCGUCUCAUGCGCCAGGAGGCCAAGGCAGCCACCCCUCGUGGUAGCCUUAGAGAUGGAGGCCCAAGGCCUCGCCGGUGAGAUCCCGCCCUGCAUCGCCAACCUCACUUCUCUGGUAAGGAUCCACUUGCCCAACAACCGGCUCUCCGGUCAUAUCCCGCCGGAGCUCGGCCGGCUCUCCGGACUCCGGUACCUCAACCUCAGCUUCAACGCGCUGAACGGCACCAUCCCUUUCACCCUCGGCGCGCUUCACAACCUUUCUUCGCUAGACCUGGGCGGCAAUGGGCUUUCCGGUGAGAUUCCGGCACUGCUCGGGAGUUCGCCGGCUCUAGAGUACAUCAGCCUCUCUGACAAUUUUCUUGACGGAGAAAUCCCGCUGUCACUGGCGAAUAGUUCCUCGCUUCGUUACCUGUCUCUGGACAACAACAGCAUUCAAGGGGCGAUCCAUGCGUCCCUUUUCAACAGCUCAACCAUCACCGAGAUACACCUUUGGCACAACAAUCUUUCUGGUGCAAUUCCACAUUUCAUGAUGUUCUCUUCAAAACUCACGUACCUAGAUCUCUCCCAAAACAGUCUUUCUGGAGUCGUGCCGUCGUCGGUGGCAAACCUCUCGUCCCUUACCUCACUCGACCUCUCGCACAACCAGUUGCAAGGAUCCAUUCCAGAUUUGGGUAAACUUGCCGGACUACAAAGCCUUGGUCUCUCAUAUAACAGUCUGUCAGGAAUAGUCCCACCCCCCAUUUACAAUAUGUCUUCAUUGAAUUAUCUUACGCUAGCCAGCAACAAUCUUGAAGGAACGCUGCCUUCUGAUUUGGGUAUCACACUUCCUAACCUCCAAACACUGAGCAUGGCUAAUAAUCAUUUUGUGGGUAACAUUCCUGCCUCCCUACAAAAUGCCUCCAGCAUGAUGUAUAUCCAUAUGGGCAACAACUCUCUGACUGGUGUGGUUCCUUCUUUCAGCUCCAUGAAAAAUUUGGAGUACGUAAUGUUGUACUCAAAUCAUCUAGAGGCUGGAGCCUGGACAUUCUUCUCCUCUUUGGCGAAUUGUACCCAACUGCUGAAACUUAACAUCGGUGAAAACAACUUGAAAGGGAAUUUCCCAGCAAAUUCUGUAGCAAAUCUCCCCAAAAGCUUGACCGCUUUAACCCUUCGGUCAAACAACAUCUCUGGCACCAUCCCCUUGGAGAUUGGAAACCUUUCAAGUCUUUCCAUGCUCUAUCUUGAUACUAAUCUUUUCAUUGGGCCUAUACCUUUCACCCUUGGUCAGCUACGCAAUCUGGCAAUGCUUAGCCUGUCAAGGAACAAAUUUUCAGGAGAGAUACCUCCUUCCAUUGGGGACCUACAUCAACUGGAAGAGCUUUAUUUGCAAGAAAAUCAAUUGAUUGGAAGCAUACCUGAAAGUCUAGCUAGUUGUCAGAACUUGGUUGCAUUGAACCUUUCAUGUAAUACUCUUGGUGGAAGCAUAAGCGGACACAUGUUGGGCAGCUUGAACCAACUGAGCUGGCUACUUGAUUUAUCACACAAUCAACUCUCAAUGUCCUUACCACUAGAGAUAGGUAGCUUGAUAAACCUUGGAUCCUUGAACAUCUCUCAUAACAAUAUUACAGGCAUAAUCCCGUCCACACUUGGCAACUGUGUCCAGUUGGAAUCGCUUCACUUAGAAGGGAACCUCCUGCAAGGAAGCAUUCCACAAUCACUAUCAAGCCUCAAAGCCAUCCAAGUGUUAGAUUUCUCCCACAACAAUCUAUCUGGUACAAUACCGGAGUUCCUUGAGACCUUCACCACGUUGCAGUAUCUGAAUAUGUCCUUUAAUGACUUGGAAGGACCCAUUCCCACUAGUGGAGUUUUUUCUAACACAAGUGGCGUUUUUGUCCAAGGAAAUCCAUACCUUUGUGCAAAUUUUGCGGUACAAGAGCUGCCUAGAUGCUUUUCUUCUGAAUCCACAAAAGAACACAAGUUUGUCAUCCCAGUGUUGAUAGCUCUAUCAGCUCUUGCCGCACUAGCUUUGAUCUUGGGGAUGUUCAUUUUCUGGUUGAAGACGGGGUACAAAUCUAAUGAGAACAUUGUCCAUUCAUACAUGGAGCUGAAAAGGAUAACAUAUGGUGAUGUAAUCCAAGCAACAAAUAGUCUUUCUCUAGCCAAUGUAGUCGGCUCCGGGCAAUUUGGGACCGUCUACAAAGGUUGGUUUGACGCGGAAGAUGGUACGGUUGCUGUCAAAGUCUUCAAGCUCAAUCAGCAUGGCGCAUUGCAUAGCUUCAUUGCUGAGUGCAAAGCAUUGCAACACAUCCGCCACCGGAAUCUCGUGAAGGUGAUAACCGCGUGCUCAACUUAUGACCCAGUGGGAAAUGAGUUCAAGGCACUAGUCUUUGAGUAUAUGGCCAACGGAAGCCUUGAGGACCGACUUCAUAACCACCAGCGUGGUAGUUUGAGUUUAGGCGGAGUGAUAUGCAUAUCAAUUGACAUUGCUUGUGCUCUUGAAUACCUACAUAACCAGUGUACCCCACCGGUAGUUCACUGUGAUCUGAAACCAAGCAACAUACUUUUUGACAAUGACGAUACUGCACGUGUCUGCGACUUUGGUCUGGCGAAGCUAAUUCAUGGUUGUUCAUCUGGAGGGCAGAGUGGUACAACAAGCAUAGUUGGACCAAGAGGGUCUAUUGGGUACAUACCUCCUGAGUAUGGUAUGGGCGGUGAAAUCUCCACCCAGGGAGACAUCUACAGCUAUGGCAUUGUUCUUUUGGAAAUGCUAACACAGAAACGGCCUACUAGUGAAGAGUUCAGUGAUGGCUUGACACUCCGCAAGUAUGUGGAAGCAUCACUUUCACGAACCCAAGACAUUCAACCCAACCUUACUACGGAGGUGGGAGAUCAGUGUGUUGAUCAUAUUCCAAACUUGCAAGAAUGCAACACAUUUGCGCUGGAGCAUAUAUGUGCUCUCCGUCUCUUUAAACUUGGCUUAUUAUGCUCUGCGGAAUCACCAAAGGAUCGCCCAACGAUGCAUGAUGUCUACGGCAAAGUAACUGAAGUAAAAGAGGCAUUUUUCUCCAUGGACAACUGCAGCAAUGACCUUACAUUAUUAAGACAAAAAGGCGGACGAUGA